UCUGCUGUCAGCAUUUGCCAUGUGGGGGUCGUUGUAGUUCAGAUCCACCGACACCGGGAGGCGUCAAUGAGCACGCUCCAACCGGAACUCACCUCCACGUGCUGUGAGUGCUCACCGGCGGAAGAAGGUUUGUUUUGGUGUCGCGCGGUCUGUGUCCAACGUGCGUGUGCAGUUAUCCUGUAAUGUGCUCAGGUGUUGGACCAACAACAGACAUAAUGUCAACCGUGGAGAGCCAAGAGGGAAACAGCGGCCCGGAUAAAGAGCUGAGAGGGACCAAAAGGAAGAUUUCUCUCUCCAACUGUGGUGUGUGUGGAUCACAGGAAGCCAAGUACACAUGUCCUGCCUGUCUUGCCCAUUCCUGCAGCCUGCUGUGUGUGAAGAAACACAAGGAAGAUUCCGGAUGCAGUGGAAUUCGAAACAAAACAGCCUUUUUGACCCUGUCACAUUUUGAUGAAAUGGCGCUUCUCAGUGACUACAGGUUUCUGGAGGAUACAGGGAGAUUUGCUGAUGGUGCCACCAGAGACGAUCUCGUCCGGACUCCUCGCACCACUUGUAAAGCGAAGAGGCUGGCAGCCAACGCCAGAAAGAUGAACAUCACACUGAGGUUUCUCCCCAUCACCUUCACUAAAAGCAAAGAAAACUCCACCUUCUUUCUCAAAAAUGGAAAACUAUUCAUGUGGCAUCUGAAGCUCAUCUUCCCUCAGAGCAGCACAGAGUUCAGCCAGAGGAGGGUUUCUGACAAGCAAACUUUGGAGCAGAUCUUGACCACUUAUAUCCACCCAACAGAGUCGGACCCUGUGACACGUCAAAAGUUGAAGAUGUAUGUGCACACUCCAUUUGAUCAUGUGAAAGUAUUCAUGAAAGCAGAGGGGAGAAAGGCUAACUCUGUGAGGUACCAUGAGUUGGACAUUCACAAGAGCCUAAGAGACAACCUGAGCUACAAGACACUGAUUGAAUAUCCUGUGCUGCAUGUUGUACUCAGAGAUCAAUGGAAGGACUAUCCACUGAAAGGACCAGCUGAACCUGCAUCGGCCCACAGUAGUUUUUCAACAAAGAACGAAGGGGUGGACCAAAAGAUGAAGGUUGUGACCCAAGUUUCAUCAUCCCUACAAGAGGCUUGCACCCAUGAGGCAACUGACAUCUGGACAGGAACUUCAGAGACCAGCCCUGAAACUGAACCCCCAAAAGAGAAAAAGGCCAAGAGAGAAACAGGGGAGGAAGAACCAGAGGAGGGAGAGAUUGUAGACAGUAGUGAUGAAGGGGAGGAGAAAGAAAGUGCUGAUGAAAAUACCUCGUGUUAAGAGCUGCACUGGUUCCAGAAGCCCUGCUAAUGACACAGAGGUGAUUAAAGAUGAACCAGAAGACAGUCAAUGUUAAUGCUGGAAUUAAUAAACAGCGGCAGCAGGCAUCAUUGUAUAAAUUAGAACAUCACUGAGUUCACUGAUGACAGUUCAGCUGCCAAAGAGAGUGCUGAGGUCAGCAUGACUAAGGAGGAUGCUGUGAAAGAGCCGGGGCCUGUUCUUACCCGUCACUGUCACGGUGAAAAUGAGCCAGCUAAUGUUGCUGACAGCUGUGGAUUGGAAUGAUAAUGCCCAGAUGUUCAGGAUGAAAUGAGUGUAAAGGCAGACAUAUCUGACAGGAAGCCAUCAAUCUUGUGUCAGUAUACAGUGGACUAAUGCAACCUGACAGCGUUUUCAGUAUUUUUUUUUAACAGAUUGUCCUAAGAAAGAACAAUGGUUGUAUUGUAUUUAUGUCAUUGUAUAUACAACGAAUCAUUUCAUUGUAAAUGUUUAUAAUUCAGGUUUAGAUCAUCUGUCUGAGAGCAUUCUUAAAUAAAGACAUUUU
This is a messenger RNA of Larimichthys crocea (large yellow croaker), 1845 nucleotides long. It is a transcript of the gene znhit6, whose product is annotated as zinc finger HIT-type containing 6. Lineage: Eukaryota; Metazoa; Chordata; Actinopteri; Sciaenidae. Gene Ontology annotation, cellular component: pre-snoRNP complex; nucleus. The record is from RefSeq and is a predicted model, not a curated record. Gene Ontology annotation, biological process: snoRNA localization; maturation of LSU-rRNA from tricistronic rRNA transcript (SSU-rRNA, 5.8S rRNA, LSU-rRNA); box C/D snoRNP assembly. The coding region runs from base 183 to 1301 and encodes 372 amino acids. The transcript has 10 exons.